CCAUGCAUGGUGGUGCUUGAUAUACUAAAAAAUGACGGCUGCGAGUUUACCAAGGGUUCCCGAGGGUCUGCGGGAUCUCAUGAAGGUGUACACCAAGGAGGUGUUACGUGAAAAGCCGGCUGACUUGUAUGGCUUUUCGGCCAACUUUUUCAACGUGAUUGUUGGUGAAAAGUCACACCAAAUGGUGCGCAAAUACGAGCCGGUGCAAACUUAUGAAACCAUCAUGAAAAACCGAGUUCGCCAGCAGGUCCCUCUGUCCCUUGUGUUCAAUAUAAUCCCCGAAAAACUUACCGAUCUAAUCAAACAAUUUAUAAAGGCUGUUCUAAAGGAAAAACCAGAGAAUAUAUACAUAUUCGCGCAGGAGUACUUUCAGAGGAUGUCCAAGGAGAAGUCGGGUCGAAUUGAGUACAGCAAAUAUUCGACAUACGAAAAGUCAUUAAAGGUGAAAGAAAACGUAGCUCCAGUAUCGAAGGUAACCUGUGAAUGUGGUCGUACACUAAGUGCGAAAACUCAGGACGGGGAAAACACGGCAUCCGCCUAUACAGACACCAAGUUAGCUGAGGCGGAUCAAAGCACAUUUUCCAGCAGCAUUUCCUACUUGCAAUCGGUUGUCAUUAUUCAGAGAAAUUUUCGCCGAUAUCUCAAGCAGCGGAAUAUAGCUCGAGAGAAAGAUAAAUGCAACAGCGUUGAAUAUGUGGCAGCAAUUCUUUUGAUUCAAAGGCAGGUGCGUGGCUUUUUGGCCCAGAAGCGAGUGGAGAAACUUAAAAAUUCACGUGACGCACCAAAACCCAAGGCUAAAUUUAACACUGCCGACUAUAUGAAAGCCGUUGUCGUCAUACAGCGACAUUAUCGCAUAUAUUUGACAAAGAAGCGGGAGCAUAAUCGAUUGAAAAAUGGCCCAGUAUCCUUAGCAACAGCCGCCAUUGUAAUCCAGAGAGCCUUCAGGAGGAUGGUGGCUUUACACAGGGCCAAAAGAAGUGCAUCUUCGGCUGCUGAUCAAGGCGAGGAACUCAACGACAAUGCCUCCGAGACCGGCUCCUACACAUCCGUCUCCACCGCACUCCUCUCAACGGAGUCCACCGAGCUGGGCAUCGCCAAUUACGAGGAACGAGUCCAUCAAAAAAUUAUUCACGAGGACGAGGAAGUGGAGAACAAUAACGUUGAUGUCGGCCUUGAGAAGGAGUAUUUCGCAGAACCCAUUAAAGGAGCAGAAAAAUCAAUACAACAAAGGAAAAGCGAAAUCCUUAGUGGUGCUUUAAUCGAAAACAUGAUUUGUAAGCCUAAUUUGGAAAAUAUUAUGGAUUUUAAUAAGGAAUCAAAAGAUUUAGAAGGAGAUGCAGAGAUGAUACCUUCGGAACUGGAAAGCAUUAAGGAUUUUACAAACGAAUCAAUAGAUUUAAAACUAGUUGACGAGAUUUCCACGGAACCUGGCGAUGAAGCUGAAAAAAAUAUAGCUAGUCAAGUUCUAGGACCUGAAAUUAAAACAAAUAAAGCCAGCUUAAAUCUAGAAUCAGCAGCUCAAACCGGAUUUAAUACGGAAAGGGGCGAAGAAAAACUGAAAUCAGCAAAUUCGGAAACUCAAGCUGGGAUUAAAGAUAAACCCUCUAUAAAAGAUAUGGAUACUAUAAUCCUUAAGGAAAACGAAGGCACAGAUCUAGUUGAGCGGGAAGAUCACGGAUUUUCAGACAGUAAUUUGGCUAAAGAAAUUGAGAAAAAAGAAAAUGAUUCAGUAGGACAUGCUUUGAAAACAAUGGAUGAUUCUUUUGAUAAAUUGGAAGAUAAGCAUAAUGACGAAAAAGACAAAGCCAAUGAAAUAUUUAAGAUACCACAAAAUAUAAGAUCUGAAAGCGAAUUACAAGAAGUAAUAGUUAAAACCGAAGUUUCCGUUUCUCCAGCUGUUUCGAUUGAAAUUGAACAUGUAAAAGAUAUUUUAGAAGAUUCCAUUUCAGCUCAACACGACGCUAAUGUUGAUUUAGCAAUGGAUUUAAGCGAUAUAGACCUUUUGGCAGAUGAGUCUUGUGUUAAGCCCACUAUUGAAAUAGAUAGCUUUAAGUCGGUUUUGGUCAAUCAUAAUCGAGAUGUUCGUGGGCAAGAAUCUUCAAGUGAAAUGAAUUUUGAAGCAUCUACAGACCCGCUAGACAAAAUCAAAAAUGAAGAAUCAGUUGUGUUGAAAAGUACGCUUUCUGAAAAGGACGCUUCCAUUGAAAAUGAAAAUAAACCUUCUCCAAUAUCUAGAGAAAAGAGAAGUAUUGAAGACAAAGAAAGUAUUCAGUCAAAGUCGGAAAUUCAUGAGCCAUCGACAAAAGGUGAUUUCGUUCUCCAAAAUGAAUGGGAAGAAAACUUAAAGCCAAUUAUUCAGGAUGAAGUUCAAAUAAGUAGAGACAAAGUGUUUGACGAAUCAUCGGAACCUAUUUCAGCAAUGGAGGAAAUUGCUAGAACACAACCUAAUGCAGAAAAUGAAAAAAUUUUGGAAAGUAUUGAAAUUGUGACAAACAAUGUAGAAGAAUCUUUGGAGGAAGUACUCAAGCCGAUGAGUGAAGAAAGCUCUUUGGACAUUCCUGCCCAAGUUGAUGAACCGAUAAACGAUUGUAAGGAAAUUAUGGCAAAAAGCACAGAUCAUACGACUGACAAUUCCCAAAUCGAAGAUGAAUCUCUUAAACCUGAAAUCACAAGUAUUGGGGAAUCUUCCGAUUUGUCAAGGGUUGAGGCUGAGCGAGAAAGUAAAAUAUUUGAUGACUUAAAAGCUAAUAAGGAAGACCUUGAAAUUGUAAUCCAACCCGAGUCUUGUGAAUUGGAUACAAAUGUCGAAAACAGUUUGAAUAAAUCAGACCAUUCAUUAGAAAAACUUUUACCAGAUGAAACAGAAAUGGAAAUUAAAAAGCUUUCAAACCAGGAGACUUUACCAAGAGGAUCUGAAAGUUUAGAAAUUGAAAAGAUUUCUCCAGCUGAAGGGGCGGAGGAAAAAGUCAAACCAAAUGAAAUUGAUUCUUUUAAAUCGGCGAAACUGAAUAAUGUAAUCGCCACUACAGAUAUAAAUGAUAGUGUAGAAGAAAUUUUAGUUCAAGCAACUACAUUAUUGGAGCGCGACAUUUCAGAGUCAUUAAAAAAUGAUUCUGAGCUAUCUGACACCCAAACUGAAAACAAGGCAGCCAAUGAAGAAAUAAAAACGAACAACGCAAAUGCACCCCCACAGAGUAUAAUUACCAGUAUUGAAGAUGUUAUGAUUGCAGAUGCUAAAGUUACAACUGAAGUAGCGAAUAUUUCACAAGCUGAAGACAAACAAUUAGAUAAUGAAUCUCUACCAAUGGAAUACGAAUCAAUGCACAUUGAACAUAGUGAACAACAACAGAGUCUAAAACCCAGUGCUGAGGACUCUGACAUUGCCGAUAGUAAGCAAUUGCAUAAUUUCUUUAAAUAUUGGUUUCUAAUGAAUUUUAAAUUCCAGCUAAAGUUCCAACUGAAGGAUCGGGAAUUUCUCGAUCUGAAGACGAACAAGUGGAUACAAGAAACUUUACUAAUGGAAUCCAAAUCAAUGCACAUUGAAGACAGUAAACUACAGGAUGAAUCUAAGGAAAUAGAUCAAAUCUUAACUGAACAAUCAAAAAGUUUACAACUUGAAGAUGAAGAAUCGGAUAAAAAACCUUCAACAAUUAAACCCGAAACUGAAGAAGUAAAAGAUGGUAAAUUAGAGAAUGAAGCUUCGGAAUUAAAUAUUUAUGUUCCUGAGGUUGCUAAAGAGGAAAAAGACAAAUCUGAACCAUCUGAAAUAUCAGAAAGUUUCAAAAAAGUAUUAUUAACUUCACAAGAAAUAAAAUUGCCUUGUGAAACAAUCGAUAGUCAUAAAAACAGCGACGAAGAUGUUGAAAAUCUAUCGCAGUCUAAUGAUGGAGUAAUGUCUAUGAUAGACACAGCCAUUGCAGUGUUUCCAGAUGAAGAAGCUCUAGCUAAUAAAAUCCUUGAGUCUGAUUCCAUUGUUGAACCCACUAUUAAUAAUACUAGAGAGGUCGGUAAUGAAGAGAGUCUUGAUCAAACAAAAUCAGAACCGGGUUUGGAGAAAAAGGAGCCAGAUGAAGGUCACAUAGUUGCCCUCGAAGACGGUUCUCCCAAUCCAGCAACCAAAUCUGGCAUAUCCGAUACCUUACACGUGGAGCAAAAAGACGAUUCAACAGAUUUAAUAAAAAGUAGCCCUGAUGCUGCGGAGGAUACAAACACUGAAGAAUCCAAACCAAAGAGGGAGUCACCUUCUGCCCCAAAUCCAGAUAAAAAAUCUUCAUUGCUUGUAACUAAUCAAUUAAUUGGCACCCAAAAUUUACCUACUAACCAUAUUGAGAUUGAAAAGAACACCAAGAAGUUAACUAGCCCUAGUGUAAAAGAUAAAGAUAUUGGCACCUUAACUUCGGGGCGACUUGUACCCACACCCAUAGCUGAGUUGCAGCUCAAGUCAUUCAAAACUCCCAACGACGAUGGCGCCUGGUAUGAUAUUUAUGUGGAGCCCAAGCUGACUUCUGAUCAGGAUUCGGGCAAUAAUCCAGCCCCGGUUCAAGCUACCAAACCUGAGGCAGACCAACCAGCAUCUUUAGGAGUAGAAGAACCUACUAUUGUCGCAGAAAGAGUUCCGAGUUACUACACACCCCAAGAAAUCGUAGAAGCCGUUGUACCAAAAGCUAAGAACUCAGUUUCAUUUUUCGUUUCACUCGACCCUGAUGAUGGAAAACCCAAAUACCAAAUACCAAAAAAGUUUCGGGAUCCAUCAAAAGAACACACUGAAGAAGAAGUUGUAAAUGACGACGUUGCUCAAUCAGAGUAUGAUUUCGAUUCCAACGAAGAGGAAAUUGAAGUCAUUGAAGUCUCGGAGGGCGAUCCCGAGUACCAACAGACCGGAGGAACCAAGCUACAAACCAUAUUGGAACUUGAUAAUGAAAAUGAGCAGUCCCCGGAAUCUACAAAUCAAAAUACAGCUUUGGAACCAGCAAUGGUAGAUUCGUCCGAAGAAAAUACAAAUGAAGUCGAAAGUAAUUCGGGAAAAACUGAAGUGGACAAUAUAUCUGAAGAAAGCAAUGAAAAGCUAUUAACAAAAUUCACGAAAAGUGAGACUGAGCAUUUUGAAUUAGCCUAUAAAACUGACAUUUUAAACAUAACAAGAUCUGUACAGAUUAUAGAAAGGGCUUACAGUCGGUUCAAAAGCAAACGUUUUUUAAAGGGUGAACCAGGCAAUAAAUUAGAUUUGGAAAAGCAAAACAAAGCUGCUAAAAUAAUACAAAAGUGGGUUCGGGAUUCUUUAAUGAAAAAGUCCUUAAGAGAUUCCCAGAAAUCAAAAGAAAGUCUUGCUGCAAAGAAAAUCCAGAGGGCUUAUCGAAAAUAUGUGGAGAAAACAAAAGAAAGAAAAUCUGAAAACGAAAAAUUAAAUAAAAUUAAAAAAGAAAACAGUGCUGCACAUGUUAUUCAAAAUGCAUUUAGACAAUAUUUUCAGAGGAAUAAAAUCGAGCCUAAUAAAUUCCAACCCUCAGAUAAAUCAGAAUUUGAGAAAAAUCAAGCAGCCGGUAAAAUUCAACGAGCCUACAGAAGGUAUCUUAAAUUAUCCGAUAAGCCAGCAAUGACAAAUGAAUUACAGUCACAAGAGCUACAAGAAGUUUUAGAUUCAGUGGUCGAUACUUCCAAAUUGAAAUUAUCCGAUGAACAAGAAACGAGUUGUAGACAACAAUCUGUAAAACUACAGAACAUUGAGAAACCUUUAAAUACUAGUUUGAGCUCAAAUCAAAUUAUGAAAGAAUUACAAAUAGAAGACCCACAAGAUGUAGAGAAGGUAAUAAAAACAACUUCCAAUCAAAUUGAGUUGUCAAAUUGUACCAACCAACCAAAAAUGGUAAAAGAACUGAAGGAUGAGUUAUCAUACGAUGAACCAGAAAUUAUUAAUGAAGUGCAGUCUGAAGAACUAAAGGAAACAGAAAAUCUUUCGGGAGCUAAAUCAAGUCCAAUUCAUACUCCAAAAUUAGCAGAUAAUCCAGAAAUUAUAAAAGAGUUAAGGGCAGUUGAAUUAGAAGCACAGAUGCCUACGAAAGAGAAUUUAGCUCAAAAAUUAGAGGACCAACAACAAGAAAAGAACGAACCAUUGUCAGAUGAACUCAUAGAAAUAAAACAUUCCUUGGAAGAUAGUACAAGUCCUAUUCAUUUGUCAAAAUCAUUGAAGUCUCAAGAUAUAAAUAAUAUCAAAAACCCUUCUGAAGUUAGUUUAAGUCCAACUCAUACUCAAAUUAUAGCAGAUAAUCCAGAAAUAACAAAAGACUUAAAGGUAGACGAAUUAAAAAAAGAGAAUCCUGCUAAAGAACAUUCAUCUAUAAAAUUAGCUGAGCAACUAACAGAGACAAAAAAAUUAAAGUCUUUAAAAGACAGUUUAAGUUCCAUUUCUUUGUCUAAAUCAUCAGAUGAAUCAGCAAUUAUUGCGGAAUUGGUAGCUGAAGAACUGCAGGCAAUUGAGAAUCCUGCGGAAGAUGGUUCCAGUCCAAAAUCUGCCGAUAAUCCAGAAAUUACUAAAGAUUUACGGGAGGAAUCAUUCCCAAAGUUAGAGAAACCUGCGGAAGCAUAUUUAACUCCAAUUCAAGAUACACCCGAGAUCAAAAUUGAAAUACAGCCAAAUGAACUCUCAUCUCAAGAUAAACCUGAGAUCAUUAUUGAAUUACAUUCAGAUGGACUUCAAGUAGAAGAGACUCCUGCGGAAACUAUUUCCAGUUCGAUUUCUUCAUCAAAUGAUGAACUUGACGGUGAGGCCAGUGCAGCUCUUGUCAUUCAAAGAGCUUUCAGACAUUAUAUGGAACGAAAAAAACUUGAAAACUUCGAUGAGAGUUCCUUUGACUCGAUAACCAGCUCCCGAAUAACGGCCAUAGAAACAUCCAAUUACCAAACUGCUGUAACACCUGUAGAAAGUUUGGUGCACGAAGCCACCGAAGAACCAGGCGAAGAUGCGUCCAGGAUAAGCCAGAAGUCCGGGUGGUUUGUGGGAACAACUCGCAUAGUACCUAGCCAGGGAGUCGUUGAGGAACAUCGUGGGGUAGAAACCGAUCCGGAUCCAGCUGUUGUCACUCGUAAAACUGAGCUGAACACCAGCACGCAAGUAGAAUCAGUUGAAACCGUAGAUAGAACGCAUGGCUCGCUUGAAUCCAAAUUAACUCCUGGUAUUAGCAGUUCGAAUAUCGAUGAGAGUCUAGGCAGUGCAUCUGAAAAGGAUAAUGCAGUCUCUUCUGGUUUAGCAGGUUUGACAGAGACAUCUGAAGCUGGCCUUGGUUCAGUGGAGGAUCCACUACUUCUAGCGCAAUCCGAUUUCGGUGGUAUCGUCCAGGCUUUAGAUAUUGCUUCAACUCAAGAAUUGGUUAAUAAUUUUCUGGAGAAUGAAAUUGAGUACUCAUCUAGGCAGGGAGCUUUUCAACCGCAAGCAGUUAUAGAGGAACCUUGUGUAAAGAAAUCUGCUUCACUGGUGAAUCUUCUUUCCGAAGGUGAAUCUGAGCCAGAAACUGUCAGUCAGAAGGCUGACUACACAGAUUCUUCAGUAUCUGAAACUACGGGCUUAGACACACUUUCGGCAGAUACAAUCGACAAGGCAACCGUCAAGUUGUCCAAGCCAGAGGAGGUGAUUGAGAAAAUGUCGCAGUUGAAAGACUCCAAGUCCCACGACAGACUGCCCUCGGCAGCACCCAGUUUUGAUGAGCCCGUAGUGCGACCCAUGAGUUCCCUGCAGGAACAGUACAGCCUGGAUAUCGAGGAUGGCGAUAUUAUCGUUUACAAUCGACUGCAGCGGGAAGAAACCCGGGAAAGCUCUGCCCAGAGUGACUCCGUGGUCUUCGGUGAGGCAGAAGCUGAAACGGUCCAGCUCAAUGAGGAGGAGUCCGGAAGAGUGCACUUAAUGCGGCACUACACUAUCGCAGGCGACGAUCCGAGGGGCCUGUUCAGAUCCGUGACAAUUGAUGAUGCUCUGAGUUAUGUGGAGAUCGGAGAAAAAGACAUGGCCAUCAACAGCAGCAAUAGUUUAUGUUUGGACGACGAAACCUCGGAGAACAUUCGCAAGAAGAUGAUGGCCUAUUCGUUGUCCGAAACGGAUUCCGAUUACUUUGAUCCGAGAAAGACCAGCACAGAGGACUUCGAAAUAGACACGGCCAUGGCGGAUGCCAUGGGCACAUCCACCGAAACAGAGUCCACCAUUGUUUCGGCGGCCACGAAAAUUCAGGCCGGAGCUCGUGGCUUCCUCACCAGGCGAAGAUUGCGCAGGGCGAGUGCUGGGACAAAGUCAUCCACUUUGGACACCAAGGCGUCCUUCGGCAACGAUGCGAUCAGCGAGUCCCUGGAGCGAUUCAUCGAGGAGGAGGCCGCGAAAAAGAUACAGGCCGCCUAUCGGAUGCACACCCGGAAACGCAAGGGACACAGCCGGAAAAUGGAGGGCAUCAGUUUGGAGAGCAACCUGGCCGCCAGGCGUCAAAAACUGCAGCGCGGGGAUGCACUUCGAAAUGACUCUACACCCGAUGACGAAAAUAGUUCGAGCACCAGUGGAGGGCAGGCUCCAAGAAGUUCCAAAAUUGUGAAAAGCAAAACAGUUGGCGAUUCAAAAUCGAAACCCGACAUGGAGUUGAAGUGGUUAAAAAUGAGGCAGAACUCCAUGCCCGUACAAAUUGAUUGCGAGGUUUUCAGAGUUAUUCCCAAGCACAUGCGAAAACGUAUAAAAAGCGCCGAGGCAAACAAACGAAAGUAAAGUAUAAACAAGUCUAUAAGUAU
This is a messenger RNA of Drosophila gunungcola (fruit fly), 8757 nucleotides long. RefSeq lists its product as uncharacterized. The record is from RefSeq and is a predicted model, not a curated record. The coding region runs from base 32 to 8734 and encodes 2900 amino acids. The transcript is spliced from 22 exons. Gene Ontology annotation, molecular function: protein binding. Lineage: Eukaryota; Metazoa; Arthropoda; Insecta; Diptera; Drosophilidae.